This is a messenger RNA of Bactrocera tryoni, 1518 nucleotides long. RefSeq names its product putative inorganic phosphate cotransporter. The coding region runs from base 1 to 1518 and encodes 505 amino acids. Gene Ontology annotation, molecular function: transmembrane transporter activity. Gene Ontology annotation, biological process: transmembrane transport; monoatomic anion transport. The transcript has 3 exons. Gene Ontology annotation, cellular component: plasma membrane. The record is from RefSeq and is a predicted model, not a curated record. NCBI's taxonomy places the organism in Eukaryota, Metazoa, Arthropoda, Insecta, Diptera, Tephritidae.
AUGGUUACGGAACGACGCUAUUCUAUUGAGCCUAGCGGCAAAUUUAAGGGCAAAACUAUUGGAUAUCGCCAUCUGCAAUGUCUGCUAAUAUUUACAGGCUUCUGUCUGAUUUUCGCUACGCGAGUUAAUAUUUCCAUUGCGAUCGUGGCGAUGAUGGAUAAUAAGGCGGCAAAUCCCGAUUUUCCGGAAUACGCGUGGUCCGAGCAAACCAAAUCGCAUAUACUCAGCAGCUUCUUCUGCGGUUACAUUUUGCUACAGAUACCCGCGGGUGCGUGGGCCCGUCGUCUCGGUGGUCGUUUGUUAUUGUUGAUCAGCAUCAGUAUUUCUAGUCUUUUAGCGCUGCUAACACCAUUCGCCGUCAGCAUUGGAAAUUGGCCACUAUUGUGUGCCCUACGUUUUUUCCAAGGUCUGCUACAGGGUGUCUUAUUUCCAACGGUUGCAACCAUUAUGUCCAAAUGGGCGCCCGUCGAAGAACGCAGCGCCAUGCAAACGUUUGUCUACUCCGGUGCUCAGUUGGGCAUUGUGGUGAUGUUGGCUACAAGUGGCAAUCUUUGCUCAUCGCGUUGGGGUUGGCCGAGCACCUUCUAUUUGCCUGGCGCAUUGGGCUUAAUUUGGUCUCUACUUUGGUAUACAUUUGGAGCGAGUACGCCUCGUAAUUGUAAGCAUAUUUCGAUGGAAGAGCGCGAUAUGAUUGAAACUUCGUUGGGACAUGACAAGCAGAUAACGGCGGAAAAUAAAGUGAAGCAGAUUGUACCAUGGAAACAUAUUUUUACAUCGAAGCAUUUUUUGGUAGUUCUCUUGAAUCAUUGUGCCAACGAUUGGUGCUUUUGGACAUUGCUCACACAAAUACCAUCGUAUAUAAAAAGUGUGCUCGGAAAGGAUAUUAAGAGUAAUGCAUUAAUCUCUGCGCUGCCAUAUCUUUCUAUGUUUACUUUAUCCAUGAUACUUUGUCCACUGGCUAGUUGGUUGGAGAAGUCGAAACGCUUGAAGGCAACUGUAAGUCGUAAGGUCUUCAACACGAUCGGUCUAUGGAUAUCUGCCGCGAUGCUCGUUUCUUUGGGCUUCUUGCGUAAAGAUCAAGGCGAUUUAGCGAUUGCCUUGCUAACUGCAACCGUUGCCAUUAGCACCACUUCGCAUUUUGGUUAUUCAGUGAAUCAUCUGGACUUGGCGCCGAAUCUGGCUGGCACUCUACUGGGUAUUGCUAAUUGUGGCGCCAACAUGAUGGGUGUUAUAGCGCCGCUCCUUGUUGGUUAUGUUGUUACCGAUACGACAAAUAUCCACCAAUGGCGCACAAUAUUCUUCAUCGCCGGCGGCUUUGCUUUUAUUGGCAAUUUCUUCUUUCUCAUUUUCGGCACUACUAAGGUGCAGUGGUGGAAUGAGCGACCACGCAUUAUUUCGGAGGCUGAACAGUUGGCGCAGCUUGUCGUUAGUUUAGAUAAGACUCUCACUACUAACAACAAAAUUAAAGAACCUGCUGGAGAUAUUGAAAAAUCGGAUGUGGAACACAGUACCGUAUAA